AUGUACGGGUUGAAAAAGAGGUGGUCCUCUAUCUUUACAAAUCAGCGAUUUUGUGCCGGCCUACAUGCAACAUCGCGUAGUGACGUUACAAGCAAGGUUAUUAAGAACCUUUGUAGUGCAAGCACAUCAUUACAUGAUUUUGUGCUUAAGUUUGAAGAAGUACAAAUUCAAUGGCGGCGAAAAGAAGCUGAAGAGGAUGCACUCUGUAUAGGAAUGCCAGGGUUAUUUGUGCAAAACAAUGAACUGUUGAGUAGUGCAGCUAAAUUCUUGACACGAAGUGUCUUUCGAAAAUUGGAGCAUGAGGCUAGUUAUUCAAUGAAUGUUGAUUUAAUCAAAGGGCCAUCAAGUUAUGCUUCAGAUGACAUAGAAUUCACUGUGUCUUCUGGUAACUCUGGUGGGAACCCGAGGGUUGUUAAAUUCAAUAGGUCAAGUGACCUUGCUACCUGCACUUGUCGUCUUUUUGAAACAGCGGGAAUUUUGUGUUCUCACAUUUUCAAUAUUUAUUAUCUUAUGAAUGUGAAAAGCAUUCCAAAAGAAUAUUUAUUGACGAGACUAUCUCGGUUGGCGAAGAAUAGAAUUUCGAUGAAUCUAGAUUUUGGCAACGCUGUAGAGAAUGAUCCGGAGCUACAUAUCUCCAGUUUGGCCUUUGUGAAUCAGUUGAUGUGGUCGACAUAUGAUCUUGCCGAAUAUGCAAAACUGCAUAGUGAUAAGCGUGACCUUAUUAUGAACCGCCUAGCAUCAUUGCGUGAGGAGGUUUAUGGUUGUGAAACUCGUGCAUCUCAGAAAUGUAAGUUGCACCACUCGGACAAUGUUAGGAACUGUACAUCGUUUGAUAUGCCAUGUGGUUCUCAGGGUACUGCUAAUCCUAAUGACACACCUACUUCUCCAUGGACUCAUUCUGAUUCUAUGGCAUAUGCCAAAACUAUUGAUAAUGAAGAACCUGUAAAUCCCACUCUAACUGACGACUCUAAAGGUUGCCAAACUCGUCCAUCUCACAAACGUAAGUUGCAGCACUCCGACGGUGUUAGUAACCGUACACCCUUUGCUAUGCCAUCGGCUUCUCAUGAUAAUGAUGUCCCAUAUGACACACCAUCGUUGUAUGACACUUAG
This is a messenger RNA of Salvia miltiorrhiza (redroot sage), 1110 nucleotides long. RefSeq names its product protein FAR1-RELATED SEQUENCE 9-like. The record is from RefSeq and is a predicted model, not a curated record. Gene Ontology annotation, molecular function: zinc ion binding. Lineage: Eukaryota; Viridiplantae; Streptophyta; Magnoliopsida; Lamiales; Lamiaceae. The transcript is spliced from 4 exons. Bases 1 to 1110 code for a protein of 369 amino acids. Gene Ontology annotation, biological process: regulation of DNA-templated transcription.